Molecule: messenger RNA, 1080 nt
Organism: Symbiodinium necroappetens
Lineage: Eukaryota; Dinophyceae; Suessiales; Symbiodiniaceae
Source: the annotation of a GenBank genome assembly
AUGCAGACUGCCAGUGUUCUCGGCUUGGUCGGUUCGGCGAAGGAGAUGCCGCGAGCGCCCCGCGAGCAAUGUGAUGGGCUGCCGCGGCUUUUGGGGCGAGAUAUGCCAGGUCCUGCGCAGCGGAAGCUUCCAAAACACGACCUUCAGGUGAGGUGGGACGACUUCAAGCCAGACUACCAACGGAAGUUGGGCGCCGGUGCCUAUGGCGGCGUGUACCAAGUGCAGGGCAGCCCGGACAAGGUGGUGAAGCUCUUCAGCCAUUCCGAUUGGAGCGACGUAGUGCGGGAGUCGCGCUUUGCACAGACGAUGAAGGCACGAUAUCCACGGCACUUCGUCGACUGCGUGGGCAUGGGCAGUGCGCCAGACGAUGGUCAGAUCUUUGCCGUCUUCGAGCGUGCGACCGGCAUGAGCCUUGCUGCCGCUGCUACUCGUUUUCACGUCCCAGAGGGCAUGGGGCAUGUCAGCCAAGCACUGGACAUCUUGGAUCAGCUGCUGACAAUCAUGUUAGACAUGAUGAAGCCUGAUAGCCAAGGCAAGUAUCACUUCCACCUGGACUUGAAGCCGGACAACAUCAUGAUUUCCACCAACACCGAUGGCAAGGGCCACGAUGUCAAUGUCACGUUGAUCGACUACGGCAUCGUGAAGACAUGUGAGCAUGGAGACAGGAGCGUCGAGGACUCUGCGCAACAGCUCUUCCGCUGGUUUGGAUGGGAGCUGCUCUGGGUGCUGUCUUCGGAGGCCUUCCACGUCGAGGCGGAGACGAACCCCUGGGAGCAGCUGCCAGAGGGAUUCCGGCCGUUCUUCCGCCGUUCGGACCUUCGCCCGGCUGCCUACAGGACGGAGCAGCUGAGUCCACAACUUCUCCAGGACUCCCUCCAAGAUGGCUUCUUCGACGAGGUCCUGUCGCCAGCUUUUCGCCGGCAGUGGCGCUGCCCAGAGGAGGCGAGGCGGCAGCUCGGUCGUCUCCUGGGGGAUGCUUUUCAUGGUGUGGCCCAGGCCAGCGACAAGGCCGGUUACACUCCAGACUUCCAGAAGCUGCGCUCCGACGUCCGAUCGCUCCGUGCGCUGGCUUCGGAGUGA